CGAUCGCCACGGGGAGGGCAGCGGGCGGGCCGGGCAGCCGGGCCGGCAGUGGGGCGAUGCGGAGCCGCAGCAACUCGGGGGUGCGCCUGGACGGCUACGCCCGCCUGGUCCAGCGGACCAUCCUCUGCCACCAGAAUCCAGUCACGGGCCUGCUUUCAGCUGGUGCUGACCAUAAAGAUGCCUGGGUUCGGGACAACAUCUACAGCAUCCUGGCCGUGUGGGGGCUGGGAAUGGCCUAUCGGAAGAAUGCGGACCGGGACGAGGAUAAGGCCAAAGCCUACGAACUCGAGCAGAAUGUGGUGAAGCUGAUGCGAGGACUCUUGCAGUGCAUGAUGAGACAGGUAGAUAAGGUAGAGCGGUUCAAACGCACGCAGAGUACCAAAGACUGCCUCCAUGCCAAGUAUAACUCUGCAACUUGUGCCACAGUGGUUGGGGACGACCAAUGGGGGCAUCUGCAAGUGGAUGCAACUUCCCUUUACCUGCUCUUCUUGGCACAGAUGACUGCAUCAGGGUUACGUAUUAUCUUCACCCUUGAUGAAGUUACCUUUAUUCAGAAUCUUGUUUUUUACAUAGAAGCUGCCUACAAAGUUGCUGAUUAUGGAAUUUGGGAACGUGGUGAUAAGACAAACCAGGGCAUCCCUGAACUGAACGCGAGCUCCGUAGGGAUGGCCAAAGCUGCUUUGGAAGCAAUUGAUGAACUAGAUCUUUUUGGAGCUCACGGAGGACACAAAUCAGUGAUUCAUGUUCUUCCUGAUGAAGUAGAACAUUGUCAGUCUAUUCUAUACUCCAUGUUGCCAAGGGCAUCCACAUCAAAGGAGAUAGAUGCUGGCCUUCUCUCUAUUAUUUCUUAUCCAGCUUUUGCAGUGGAGGAUCUAAACCUUGUUAAUGUAACCAAGAGUGAAAUCAUAUCCAAACUGCAGGGCCGCUACGGCUGCUGUCGCUUUCUCCGAGAUGGUUACAAGACACCCAGAGAGGAUCCAAGCAGGCUGCACUAUGAUCCUGCUGAGCUCAAGCUCUUUGAGAAUAUUGAAUGUGAGUGGCCAGUAUUCUGGACAUACUUCCUAAUUGAUGGAAUAUUUAAUGAGGACAAAAUUCAGGUACAAGAGUACAGAGAGGCUCUGGAAGGAAUACUUAUUAGAGAGAAGAAUGGAUUAGUGCUAAUGCCUGAGCUGUAUGCAGUCCCUCCAGACAAGGUGGAUGAAGAGUACGAAAAUCCUCACUCAGUGGAUCGUGUCCCAGUGGGAAAGUUGCCACAUCUUUGGGGCCAAUCAUUGUAUGUCCUGAGCUGCCUGUUAGCAGAGGGAUUUCUUGCUGCAGGUGAAAUUGAUCCCCUAAACAGGAGAUUUUCUACUGGAUUUAAACCUGAUGUUGUGGUACAAGUAACUGUUUUAGCAGAAUCUAAUCAUAUUAAGAACCUCUUGCAAGAGCGUGGAAUCAAUGUCCAGAGCAUUGCUGAUAUCCAUCCCCUCAGAGUGCAGCCAGCUCGCAUCCUGAGUAACCUCUACACCAUGCUGGGUCGGAAUAAGAACAUGAAAUUAAGUGGACGGCCACACCGACACAUUGGAGUGUUAGGCACCUCCAAGCUGUACAUGAUAAGAAAUCAAAUAUUUGCUUUUACCCCACAGUUUACUGACCAGCAUCACUUCUAUCUGGCUCUAGACAAUCAGAUGAUUGUGGAGAUGCUCAAGACAGAGCUGGCAUACCUCACUUCUUGUUGGAGGAUGACAGGGAGACCAACCCUGACGUUUCCCAUCACUCACACAAUGCUUGUUGAUGAUGGUACUGACAUUCAUCCAGCAGUUCUUGCCACAAUAAGAAAAUUAGAGGAUGGUUAUUUUGGAGGUGCAAGGGUGAAGAUAGGCAAGCUAGCAGAAUUUCUUACCACAUCUUUUCAUACAUAUCUGAGCUUCCUGGAUCCAGAUUGUGGCCUAAAACUGUUUGAUGACCGUAAUGAAGACUGUAAUAGUCCUGACAGUGAAUAUGGGGACUAUCCAGCAGAUUUCUGUGAAAAAGAUAGCCAGGAUGAGCUGGAUCAGUAUAUAAAUGAUGUCCUGCAGAGUACAGCACUGAAGUCAUACCUGCCUCCAACUUCAAAGACAGCCAAUCAACCACCUGUGUUCAGUGCAAACCAUUCCACAGAAGAGAUACUGUCAAUAAUGGCCAAGACAAAGGGCUUGGAGGUUCCAGCCGUGCCGAUGUCUCUUCCCACUAAAGUUCUGAACACACACCGAAAGUCUCUGAAUCUUGUUGAUAAUCCCCAUUUCUUUGAGACAAAGGACCGUGAAAGUGUCUUGCACUUACCUAAAGAUGCUCAUGGUGAUUUGGAUUGCAGGAAGCUUGUUGAUCAGCUGAAGGAAUGUCCAACACUCCAUGACCAAGCAGAUAUCUUAUAUAUCUUGCAUAUCCUAAAAGGUGCUGACUGGGACACAGAGCUGGAUGGACAGUAUGGUGUCACUGUCCACUGCCUACUCAACGAGCUCUACAGAAAGGCAGGCCUCAAUCAAGAAUGGGGCUUAAUCCGUUACAUUUCCGGUAUACUCAAAAAGAGAGUGGAAGUCCUGGCUGAGGCAUGCACAGACCUUCUGUCGCACCACAAGCAACUGACAGUGGGCCUGCCACCAGAACCCCGUGAGAAAAUCAUUACCACCCCGCUGCCACCAGAGGAGCUCACAGAUCUCAUUUAUGAAGCCAGUGGCCAAGACAUCAGUAUUGCAGUCCUGACACAGGAAAUAAUUAUGUACUUGGCGAUGUACGUCCGGUCCCAGCCUAGUCUUUUUGUGGAGAUGCUCAGGCUCCGCAUUGGUCUGAUAAUCCAGGUGAUGGCCACUGAGCUGGCUCGGAGUCUGAAAUGCUCAGGUGAAGAAGCUUCGGAGAGUUUGAUGAAUCUAAGCCCCUUUGAUAUGAAGAGUCUCCUACAUCAUAUUCUCAGUGGGAAAGAGUUUGGAGUGGAAAGAAGCUUGCGACCUGUAGAUUCCUCUUCAUCUAGCCCUGCGAUUUCUAUUCAUGAAAUGGGGCAUUCUGGAGCAACCAAAACAGAAAGAAGUGGUAUUACUAAAUUGAAGAGUGAGAUGAAGCAGUUCUUUCAUGAGGGGCACUCCAUGUCCAGCAGCAUGUUCGCUUCCACGAGGAGCAGCACUCCAUCAUCUCCCACCAGUACUUCUCCUACUGGCUCCAGCGGAGACAUGAGCUGGGGUGACCGAAAGGGGCAGUGGCUGCGCAGAAGGAGGCUUGAUGGUGCUAUUAACAGAGUUCCUGUUGGCUUUUAUGAGAAAGUGUGGAAAAUCCUUCAGAAGUGCCAUGGUCUGUCCAUUGAUGGGUAUGUCCUUCCUUCUUCAACCACCAGAGAGAUGACCCCAUGUGAAAUCAAGUUCGCUGUGCACGUGGAGUCGGUGCUGAACCACGUCCCCCAGCCUGAGUACAGGCAGCUCCUGGUGGAAGCUAUUCUGGUCCUCACAUUCCUCUCUGACAUCGAGGUGAACAGCAUCGGGGGCAUCAUCCACGUGGACCGAAUCGUGCACAUGGCCAAUGACCUGUUUCUGCAGGAGCUGAAAUCAUUUGGAGCUACUGGCAGUAUCUUGGAGAAGGAUGUAGCCACAGGAAUUUGCCACUUUUUUUAUGACAGUGCUCCAAGCGGGGCCUAUGGCACCAUGACGUACCUAACAAAAGCCAUAAUUAUUUAUUUACACGAUUUCCUGCCUAGCACAGGUUGUACCAUGCAGUAAGUGAUGCCUCGUGCAGGAGGGAAGGCUCAGAAGCUCUUUCUCCCCAGUUCCUUGUCGUGAACCUCAUGGUUACUUGCUGCCUGUGUGUGUGCCGUGCACUACCUCAGCGUUGGACACCAGUGGACGUGCUCUGUGCAUGCCCUACCUACACAGGACAGGGAGCUGGAAUUCGGCCUGGUUUUAGGAGAGUGUGAAAGAAAUAACAAAUAAUGAGGCUUAUUCUGCCCAAAGUGCAUAAAUGUAAUUCAUAGUAAAUUAGAAAGAAUUAUACAGUUCUGCCAAGGGGAGAACAGAUUAUUCUGUGGAGAUCAAAAGGCAUAAUAAAACAAGGGAGCUGUAUCUCAGGCAUAGAGUCUCCCAAAUAAGGGAAGUGAUGGAAUUCAUUAAUUUUUCUCCUGCUGUGUGUAAAUGUACAUCAUUGUGAAUCACUAAUGCACAGUGUGAAACAUCCAGGGAAAUGUAAAUUAGAGGCAUAGGAAUAACUUGAAAUAACCUAGUGAUAUUUCUCAUACACAUUUAUCGCGAUUCUCUUCUCACUUGCACCUAGUCAAUGCUGGGCUAACGCCAGUAGAGACAAACAUCUUGCAAUAUCCACUAAUUUGAGAGGAUAGCCUCUGUCAGGAAGCUGUGUCUGUCUUUAAUCUGAACAAAACAGCUUCCUUCCCUGCAUCCCUGAGGCUUUGGAGGCAAAAUCUGAAGACUCCAGCUUCCCCAAGGUGACAGACACUUUUAUGCCUGUAAUCCUUUCCUCUGAAUGGAGCAAGAUAAACCGCUUCCACUCAAGCACCCUUUCCAAGUGUCCCGAUUGUUUCCCUUGCAAAGAGCCUCAGAGUUAAGAAUGGCAUAAUUUGUGGCCCUUCUAGCACAGCGUGAGUUUAUGGAAGGCUUUGAUGUUUCUCUUUUUUUUUCUUUCCCAUUUUUUUUUCCUCUUAUUUUUCUUUUUAGUUUGAAGCUGCAGUGGUCACAUGUAGUAAGGGUUUGGGCUGCCUGGAGGUCUCCCUUCAGACAGUUCCCAGGUUGGUGCUGGCACCUAGAAUCUGUCCUCUGGAAACUCUGAGUUGCUCCAGGCAGAACAGGUGUGUCCUGCAGGGCAGUGGUCCCAUGACCAUUGAAACUGGAGACUGGAGAUGAAAACCCUGGUGGACCCCAGGCUGCAUUUUGCUUGUGCUGGCACUGCUGGUUUGCCAAUAGCCACAUGCCAGCAUCUGGCUGACAGCUCGGGAACAUGGCAGUAGCUUUAGCCUCUCUGUGGCCAGGGGCUCCCCCAGCAGUGUGGAGGUGUGCCAGCACUGCCACCAUGGGAGCAGGAAGCAUCAGAGCAAUUCUGUCUUGCCAGGUAGAGGGGAAAAGAGCAGACAGGCCUCUAAAAAAGUAAGUAUUUUCUGAGCUAAUAAACCUGAUGAAGUAUAUUUCUGUGAGCCUCCCCUCCAGUCUUUCAAAAUGUAACUAUGCCAUUUGUAUAGGAUUUGAAAACUUUUCUUUGUAACAACAGUAGGCGGUGCUUUUGAGAGUGCGGUUUUUGUUUCCAGUUUUAUACAGGUAUCUGAAAUACCCUGACAAAAUGACAACACCCUGUCUCACUUGCCAGUUGCCAGCCUUGUCACCCUGCCUGCUGUCCCUCUACACAGUCGCUGCUGCUGUAGCAGUGCCUGGGCACUGCCUAAAGACAGUGAAGGUGUGGGAGCUCUUAGGAAGUGAUUUAAUGUUUUUGCAGAGACCAGAGGAGUUUGGCAGUCCAGAGGCCCAGGAGCCUUUGGACUGUGUUAACCACCAUGAGAACUACAGGCCUGUGGAGGGGCCAGCGUAAAGUGACAGUUCAGGUACAAUUAGCACUUGGAUGUGGAAGUCAUUUUAUUGGCAUGGUGACUGUUUUGUACGGGUUUGCCUUCAUCAUGGUUUGGUUUGGUUUUUUUCCUUUUCAUAUGUAUUGUGUGAGCUCACUUGGCUUGUUUCCCAGUAAAUAAAAGUAAAAUCCUUUGUUUAGUUUAAGCAGAUGUGACCAUGCAGAGCAUGAGCACACAAGAGCUGGUGUGGUGGUUUCUUGUUCUACCCAGGAUCAUAUGAAAAUUUACUGUUAUUUUUUGUUUUGUUUUUGAAUCCUAGAUUGUGAGAGAUGCAAGAUGAUUUUCAUUCAGACUCUUUAUUUGUUUAACCUACAGUGUGAUCUUGUUUUCAGAAACAAGGGUGAUGUAGCUGGUUUUACAUUAAGCUGCAUUGAAAUCUAAACCAAUGAAACGCAUGGCCUAACAUACCCUGACACCCCUUGACACUUCUCUUUUUAAUGGCAGUGUCAUUGGUGUCUUUAACAUGAAAUUCACAGCAUGACCCAGGUUAUGGUAUAUUUAUGAUGAUCAUAAUGAGUUACCACAUGAAAUGCAGGCACUUGGAAAGUAUUUAUGUGAUAAUUUGAAGAGUUUAGGUAGCUGAUGGUGAAAGGUGAGACUCUGAAACACACAUCCAGGGGAAGGGAAACUUGUGUUAUUUUCAGGUCAGGCACAGCUUCAGCGUGCUGCUCAGAUUGAAGAACCAUUCCAGCUGGAGAGCUGCAUUGUAGUGCAAACCUAAUUAAGCAAAUAAGGUUUUACACAGACCCCCUGCUUUGCUGAGGAUCCCUGGUGUGUGUUAGGCUGCUGCAAAGCAGAGCUGGCACUGGCAGUGGCGAGGGUGUGCUCACAGAUAAAACACAUGACGACUUUGCAGUUUGUGUGGGGCUGAGCUAAUUGGCAGAGGCUCAACUUGGCCGUGCUGCUUCCCUGGGGAGCCAGCAGAGGAUGACACUGCCAGCUUCCAGCCCCUGGAAACACAUUUAUGGAAGAAGGCAAAGGUGAACAGACACAUCCUGUGCUUCAGAAACAAGGGCAUUAGUGAAUUAAAAUAGGCUGCCUGAGAGCUGCUUGUCCCAGCCUGACAGGCACUGCUGCCCUAAGCAGUUUGCAGCUGUGGGGUCAGAAGCACCUACGCAAGUGCCGGAGGCAGCCAGAUGUGCAUGGAGAGAGGAAUGGGACUGGGUGGGACCACUGGCCAGAACAAUGAUGGGUGUCCAGCUCGGAGCUCACAUUGCAUGCUGGCUCUAAGCCAGCUCCUCCAGGCCAUGCUCCCUGAUCAUGGCUGUUUCCUUCUCCCUGCUGCCAAGUGAAGGGCACGGGUUUGUCAAACUAGACAGAUCAAAAACACCUUUGAUCUCCCCUGGCUGCUGGUCCCACCAGUAAAUGUGAAAAGUUAAUGGGUGGAGUACAAAGUUUGUCUGACUUCUCUCCUGCUAAUUGUAGUUUCCUUCCUUAGGCAAAGAGCCCUGCUUCUUCCUGGAAGGUGCAGGUGAGCUGCACAGUCCGUAGCUGCCCUAUAAAGGUGUGGCCACUUUCUGUGGUGAGUGGUGAAACACCUGGGCUGCCCCCUGCGGGCACAGGGCACUGCAGGACUGUGUCACCCCUCCAGCAGCAGCGAGGGGCUUGAGUGAAGCCAGAGCCUGGGCCAGUCCAGGUGCAAUCUUGGGCACUUUCUGGUGUGGUCCACAGUUAGGAGUGGAGUUGCCCAUAAAGCAGGAGAGAGAUACCACCAGCGGUGGCAUCUGUAGCUGUAUGGUUUGGGCGCUCGUCUGCAGACUGAUUAAGUCCCUGCUCAAAGGACCAGUCACAUCUGCAAUAUUAAGUAGCCACUGAAUAGAAUUGGGACUAAAAGGGAUUGGGGGUGGGGUUAUAGAAGAGCUUCAGCUCAAAUGGUUUUAAGUACAAGCAGCAGGGCUUUUUCCCACUCCCAGUUUCAGUCUCGAGUGGCAUUUAUUCCUGGUGUUAGAUGUUUCACAGUUACUCCCCUGCCACCCCCCUUCUUCUGUCAGGGGUAAGGGGGCUCUUGUGUGCUGCCAGCAGCUGACAGGACAGGGGCUUUCUUUUUUGGGUCAGUGAUUCAGCUCCUCUCAUACUUCAGUGCUGCAUGCCCAAAAGCCUCUUACUGCCUGCCGAGUGCAGCACUGCACUGCAACUGUACCUUGGCAUUCCCUCUCGUGAAGUGAUCCGUCGAAACCCCUUCAACUUUAUGUCACCUUCAGGAAUGUGUCAUUAGUGGGGACAUCUAAACUGAGGCUGUCAGCCGUGUUUCAGAGCAAAGGAGGACUCCAGAGCUGCACCGUCCCAUUCCACCUUGUCACUUUGCUCCUACAGCAUGGAAUCCAACAGUGGGAAGCAAGAUCCCACAACACACUGUGGUGUUUGUCCAUCUUAGGUGGAGCCUUUUUGUCACUCCACUGGAAUAAGAUGGGACUGAUCAUCACAGAUCAGCAUAACUGCAUGCUGAAAACGGACAUUAAGCAUUACCAAUGCCAUUAACAUUUUACUGUAAAUUUUGUUGGCACUAUUAAAGAUUUUUCUUCCCCCCUCCCCCAAGGCAAUAGAA
Messenger RNA from Myiozetetes cayanensis, 8111 nucleotides. RefSeq names its product phosphorylase kinase regulatory subunit alpha 2 (gene PHKA2). NCBI's taxonomy places the organism in Eukaryota, Metazoa, Chordata, Aves, Passeriformes, Tyrannidae. The record is from RefSeq and is a predicted model, not a curated record. Gene Ontology annotation, cellular component: phosphorylase kinase complex. Gene Ontology annotation, biological process: glycogen metabolic process. Bases 57 to 3722 code for a protein of 1221 amino acids. The transcript is spliced from 32 exons. Gene Ontology annotation, molecular function: calmodulin binding.